Molecule: messenger RNA, 477 nt
Organism: Apiotrichum porosum
Lineage: Eukaryota; Fungi; Basidiomycota; Tremellomycetes; Trichosporonales; Trichosporonaceae
Gene: CSE4
Product: centromeric DNA-binding histone H3-like protein cse4
Exons: 3
Coding region: 1-477 (158 amino acids)
Cellular component (GO): nucleosome
Molecular function (GO): protein heterodimerization activity; structural constituent of chromatin; DNA binding
Source: RefSeq, a predicted model, not a curated record
AUGGCCAGGACAAUCCACAACCCGGUCGUCGAGGGCAAUGCCGUUCCGGGACCGCGGCUGGUGAGGAAUACCGCGCGGAGGAGUACCGGCGGUAAGGCCGUGAAGAGGAAUAGUGGCCCUGGCGGACCCGGCCAACCCCAAUCACCACAGCAGAGGAAGAAGCACCGCUAUCGCCCCGGCACACGAGCGCUCCAAGAGAUCAGGCGAUACCAGAAGAGCACCGACUUGCUCAUUGCCAAGCUCCCGUUCUCGCGUGUGGUCCGAGAAGUGGCCCUCAACCUGUCGUCCAUCAACGCCGGCGAGCUGCGGUGGCAGUCGUCUGCGAUUCUCGCGCUGCAAGAGGCCGCCGAGGCGUUCCUCGUGCACCUGUUUGAGGACUCGAACCUGUGCGCCGUCCACGCCAAGCGCGUCACGCUCAUGACCAAGGACAUGCAGCUUGCCCGUCGUCUCCGCGGGCCGUGGGGUGGUCUGGGAUAG